Messenger RNA from Camelina sativa (false flax), 915 nucleotides. The record is from RefSeq and is a predicted model, not a curated record. NCBI's taxonomy places the organism in Eukaryota, Viridiplantae, Streptophyta, Magnoliopsida, Brassicales, Brassicaceae.
AUGGAUGCUGUAUUAACUAAAAGGGGAGGAGCAUUCUUUGUAUACGGAUUUGGUGGUACUGGUAAAACGUUUUUAUGGAAAACACUAUCUGCUGCAUUAAGGAAAGACGGUGAGAUUGUCCUAAAUGUUGCAUCCAGUGGUAUAGCAUCGCUUUUAUUAGCAGGAGAUUUAGGGAAAUUGGUUAGAGAAGCUUCUCUAAUAAUCUGGGACGAAGCACCUAUGAUGAGUAAGUACUGUUUUGAGUCAUUGGAUAGAAGCUUGAAGGAUGUUGUUGAAAAUGGUCAUAGCAAACCUUUUGGAGGAAAAGUUGUAGUAUUUGGAGGAGAUUUCAGACAAGUUCUUCCAGUCAUAACUGGUGGUUCUAGGACAGAAAUAGUUAUGGCUACAUUAAAUUCAUCAUAUCUUUGGGAUCAUUGCAAAGUACUAAAACUUACAAAGAAUAUGCGUCUGCUGGCAAAGGAUAUCAGUGUUGAAAAGGCGACCAAAAUUAAAGAAUUUUCAGAAUGGAUAUUGGAUGUCGGAGAUGGAAAAAUUGCAGAGCCAAAUGAUGGGGUAGCAGAAAUAGAUAUUCCUGAAGGUAUGCUUAUUACAGAAGCCACUAAUCCUAUAGAAGCUAUAAGCAAAGAGGUAUAUGGUGAUCCACAAUUUUUGAAAGAAAAGAAUGAUCCUAAGUUUUUUCAAGCCAGAGCUAUACUCGCUCCAACAAAUGAGGAUGUCUAUCAGAUAAAUGAGUAUAUGCUAGAUCAAAUGGAAGGUGAUGAGAGAAUCUAUCUUAGUGCAGAUAGUUUGGACCCGUCUGACAAAGUGUCCAAGAAUAACCCCAUCUUCACUCCAGAUUUCCUCAACAGUAUCAAACUUUCAGGCUUGCCCCACCAUAGGUUAAGAUUGAAGAUUGGUUGUCCAGGGAUAAAGUAG